Messenger RNA from Coregonus clupeaformis (lake whitefish), 1123 nucleotides. RefSeq names its product transcription factor SPT20 homolog. Gene Ontology annotation, biological process: regulation of transcription by RNA polymerase II. Lineage: Eukaryota; Metazoa; Chordata; Actinopteri; Salmoniformes; Salmonidae. The transcript has 3 exons. The record is from RefSeq and is a predicted model, not a curated record. Bases 9 to 905 code for a protein of 298 amino acids.
AGCUUCAGAUGAGGAACCAACGCUCAUCUGUCACCAUGGAGAUUCCACAACGCUUUAGGACUGCAACAAAACCUCAACGACAGACCACUACUCAACCCCAACCUCAACCCCAGACCACUACUCAAACCCAACCUCAACCCCAGACCACUACUCAAACCCAACCUCAACCCCAGACCACUACUCAAACCCAACCUAAACCACAGACCACUCUUCAACCCCAACAUCAACCCGAGACCACUGUUCAACCCCAACCUCAACCCCAGACCACUACACAACCCCAAUCUCAACCACAGACUACUAUUCAACCCCAACAUCAACCCCAGACCACUACUCAACCCCAACCUCAACCGCAGACCACUACUCAACCCCAGACCACUACUCAACCCGAACAUCAACUGCAGACCGCUACUAAACUCCAGACCACUACUCAACCCCAACCUCAACCCCAGACCCCUACUCCACCGCAGACCACUACUCAACCUCAACAUCAACCGCAGACCACUACUAAACCUCAGACCAAUGCUCAACUCCAACCUCAACCCCAGACCACUUCUAAGUCUCAACCCCAACCCCAACCCCAACCUCAACACCAGACCCUGACCAAAGAACUGGCCCCGCUCCCUACCUGGUCGCUGUGUCUGAAGGGUACACCUUCUGUCCAGAACUCUGAGGCAGCCUUCCUGUCCCUGCUGCUCUUCUGCCACAGUGGCUCCAGUAGCAGUAAGAUUGCAAUUGACAACAAGAUUGAGCAAGCCAUGGACUUGGUGAAGAGCCACCUGAUGUUGGCUGUGAGAGAGGAGGUGGAGCUACUGAGGAAGCAGAUCAACCAGCUGUCAGAGAGGAACGCCCAGCUGGAGAGAGAGAACAACAUAUUGAGAGCACUGAGAGACAGACACAGACAAUAACGCAAGCAUCCACGCACACACACAUACACAGAGAGAAGCUAACAGUAUUAGUACAUGCCUUUCACUUGCAUUUUUUAAAUUUCCAGGCGAGUCAAUAAAGAACAAAUUCUUAUUUGCAAUGACAGCCUGGCUAUGAUGAUGAUGAUGAUGAUGAUGAUGUAGUCUCUUGUAAUGAUGAUGCUGUAGUUAUGAAGAGGCCUGGUUGCCAGUCUCUGUAA